GUGUGUAACCUCACAAAGACUCCGACGGCGGGCGGGUUUUGGGUUUUUACCCCCGCUGCCGGUUUCCCCAUCCCGCGAGUCUCCUUCCUCAAUUAUGCUAAUGAUAUUUUUCUCCCUGUAUUAAAGCUCGAGCGGAAUUAGAUCUUUGGCCCCUCGUGCUUUGCUUUCAAAGCUACGACGUCCCUCUCGCUCUCUCUUUCCUGGUUUCUUUCUAGCCCUCGCUAUUGGAUGGGUCGGGACACCUGGGGAUGAGGUUUGGGCUUAGGUGAGGAGGGGAUAUUAUUAUGCCGUUCCACAACCACCUGUCGCACGAGAUGGUGCUGCCACCGUACGCGGAGCAGCAGCUGGGGGAGAGUCCGGCGGUGCUCAGAACCAUGGCGCCGGGCUCCGACGAGGCCGUCGGGAAGGUGGCCGGCGGAGGAGGGGGAGGACCUUCGUGGCUCAGCAACGCCGUCCUCCGGCAGCAGGGACAGCACUACGGCGCCGACGGGAGCUUCCUUCACCUUCAGACCGCCUCCGACUCGUCCGCCUCCCCGGCGGCCGUCGCUCAGUGGCUCCAGCGGCCGCAGAUGCGCGGCACCGACGAGGAAAACACUGUGUCCGGCGAGUCCAUGAUCGCGGCGGCGAUGUCACACGGUGGUAGAGGAGGAGGAGGGGGAGGAAGGUCGAGUGGCCACGGCGGCGGAGCGGCGGAGGAGGAGGUGGCGGCGCUGGGGGAGGGGACGUGGCAGAACGCGAGGUACAAGGCGGAGAUACUGGCGCAUCCGCUGUACGAGCAGCUGCUAGCGGCGCACGUGGCGUGCCUGAGGAUCGCGACGCCGGUGGACCAGCUGCCCCGGAUCGACGCGCAGCUCGCCCAGUCCCAGCACGUCGUCGCCAAGUACUCCGUGCUCGGCGCUGCCGCCAACCCCGACGACAAGGAGCUGAGCCAGUUCAUGACGCACUAUGUCUUGUUACUCUGUUCCUUCAAAGAGCAACUACAACAGCAUGUUCGUGUUCAUGCGAUGGAGGCAGUGAUGGCCUGCUGGGAGCUCGAGCAAUCUCUACAGAGCCUGACAGGUGUCUCUCCUGGUGGAGGUACAGGCGCAACCAUGUCCGACGAUGAUGAUGACCAGGCAGACAGCGACACCAACUUGUUUGAUGGAAGCUUGGAUGGGUCUGAUAGCAUGGGGUUUGGUCCUCUUGUUCCUACCGAGAGCGAGCGGUCAUUGAUGGAGCGCGUCAGGCAAGAGCUGAAGAAUGAGUUGCAGCAGGGUUACAAAAAUAAGAUUGUAGACAUUCGAGAAGAGAUCCUACGUAAGCGAAGAGCUGGAAAACUCCCUGGAGGCACCACUUCUCUUUUGAAGGCUUGGUGGCAGUCUCACUCCAAGUGGCCCUACCCAACAGAAGAUGACAAGGCACGACUGGUGCAGGAAACAGGUCUGCAACUGAAACAGAUCAAUAACUGGUUCAUCAACCAAAGGAAGAGGAACUGGCACACCAAUCCCUCAUCCACCACUGCAAUGAAGAGUAAACGCAAAAGUAAUGCAGGCGACAACAAUGCCGAACACUUCACGUAAGAUGAUGAUCGUAGAAGUUAGCAGCCCCAGAACUGUUUACCGCAGCAAAGUAAAUGUAAGCACAGCAGAUAUCAAAGACAGGCUGCACGACAAUCUGGAGAGACCGUCGCAUGUAAACUACUCCAUGGUUUCUAAGGAAAGCUAGUGCCAUGUUGGGAGAAAUCAUCACAGUUCUGCAAGCACUCGGUAUCCUUAUAUACAGCAGUUUUAUAGGCAUGUAGCCAUACCAUUGCAUGAAAUGGCAACGUCCUCCAUUGGCAGAUUCAGCUCCUGUUUGCGUAUCUUUGAAUAAGGAGGUGUUCGUGUGCAGUAUAAUUAUUUUUCAGUGCUUCUUAAUGCUUUGAACCAUGGUGAGUUUAUCGUGUUUUUGCAUGUCAAUGAACUAUUGGUUGAAGAAAGUAGGAUAUGGAUGCUAUGUUUCCGGAUUUUAAAUUCGCACAGAGUUCUCUUGUUCUACUUG
Phoenix dactylifera (date palm) is the source of this 2019-nucleotide messenger RNA. Its product is annotated as homeobox protein knotted-1-like 13. Gene Ontology annotation, biological process: regulation of DNA-templated transcription. Gene Ontology annotation, molecular function: DNA binding. Gene Ontology annotation, cellular component: nucleus. The record is from RefSeq and is a predicted model, not a curated record. Lineage: Eukaryota; Viridiplantae; Streptophyta; Magnoliopsida; Arecales; Arecaceae.